AUGAAGGAAAUGGGACUAACACUACCUUUCAGUGAAACUUGCACUGAGCUGACGGAGAUGGCACAUCUUCCCAUUGGUGUACCAUUCCAUAUCUCACAAAUAAUUCAGAAGACUUUUAUUGAAAUAGAUGAAGAAGGCACAGAAGCUGCAGCUGGAACUUUUACUACUGAGUUGUAUUCAAUCCCAGUCAAGAUGAUCCUAGCUAUUAAUUCCUUUAGUGAAGAGAUCUGA
Messenger RNA from Ilex paraguariensis (yerba mate), 231 nucleotides. The record is from the annotation of a GenBank genome assembly. Lineage: Eukaryota; Viridiplantae; Streptophyta; Magnoliopsida; Aquifoliales; Aquifoliaceae.